Anopheles merus is the source of this 1473-nucleotide messenger RNA. It is a transcript of the gene Cdk9, whose product is annotated as cyclin-dependent kinase 9. Gene Ontology annotation, biological process: protein phosphorylation. Gene Ontology annotation, molecular function: cyclin-dependent protein serine/threonine kinase activity; ATP binding. The coding region runs from base 142 to 1344 and encodes 400 amino acids. The transcript has 4 exons. Lineage: Eukaryota; Metazoa; Arthropoda; Insecta; Diptera; Culicidae. The record is from RefSeq and is a predicted model, not a curated record. Gene Ontology annotation, cellular component: nucleus.
CCAACCCAACCAUCACUAGCAGCGCAGCAAACACAAACAACAUCCGAAGCACGUACACGAGAAAGCCAAAACUUUUCGCAGCGGAAUUGUUACAGCAGGAAACAGAAUUUUCCCCUCCUUUCGCACCGCAGCGGUCGAGGCAUGAGUGCGGCAGAGCACACCAGCACCGGCACCAGCGGCGGACAAAUGUCGACCUCGAGCACCAUGCUGAGCCUGGCGGACAAGCAGAAGUACAUCGAAAACUACGACUUCCCGUACUGCGACGAGUCGAGCAAGUAUGAAAAGGUGACCAAAAUCGGCCAGGGAACGUUCGGUGAGGUGUUCAAGGCGCGGGAGAAGAAAUCGACUAAAAAGUUUGUGGCCCUCAAGAAGGUGCUGAUGGAAAAUGAGAAGGAAGGCUUCCCGAUUACGGCAUUGCGCGAGAUACGCAUCCUGCAGCUGCUGAAGCACGAAAAUGUGGUGAACCUGAUCGAGAUCUGUCGCACCAAGGCCACCGCCCAGAAUCGCUACCGGUCCACGUUCUAUCUGGUGUUUGACUUUUGCGAGCACGAUCUGGCCGGUUUGCUGUCGAACAUCAAUGUGAAGUUUAAUCUGGGCGAAAUUAAGAAGGUGAUGCAACAGCUGCUGAACGGGCUGUACUACAUCCACAGCAACAAGAUCCUGCACCGCGACAUGAAGGCGGCGAACGUACUGAUCACGAAAAACGGCGUCCUCAAGCUGGCCGAUUUUGGGCUGGCCCGUGCAUUCAGCGUAUCCAAGAACGGGCUGCCCAACCGGUACACCAACCGGGUGGUGACGCUCUGGUACCGACCGCCGGAACUGCUGCUCGGCGACCGUAACUACGGGCCACCGGUCGACAUGUGGGGUGCCGGUUGCAUUAUGGCCGAAAUGUGGACCCGCUCGCCGAUCAUGCAGGGGGCGACGGAACAGCAGCAGCUCAUCCUCAUCUCCCAGCUGUGCGGUUCGUUCACCAACGAUGUGUGGGCGGAUGUGGAAAACCUGGAGCUGUUUCACAAGAUGGAGCUGCCGAUGGGCCACAAGCGGAAGGUGCGCGAGCGGCUACGGCCGUACGUGAAGGACCCGCACGGUAUCGAUCUGCUCGACUAUCUGCUGAUGCUCGAUCCGAAGAAGCGCAUCGAUGCGGACACGGCGCUGAAUCAUGAUUUCUUCUGGACCGACCCGAUGCCGUGCGAUUUGAGCAAGAUGCUGUCGCAGCACACGCAGAGCAUGUUCGAGUAUCUGACGCCGCCGAGACGGCCGGGACAUAUACGCCACUAUCAGCAGCAGAUGGUGAACAUGCAGGCCAAGCCGCAGGACAAUAGCUACCAGGAUAGGGUGUAUUAGGUUGUGUACGCCUGUAGAACGCAUGACCUUUAACCUUUACAUAAGACUUAGUGACUCCCGGCAUGUGGUGGUGGUCACCGUAAUCGUUUUUUUUUUCAUCCCUUGAAAUACAUUUAUUAUGAAUUCCUA